AUGCGCUUGUGCAGGCUCUCUAUUCCCUGGGAGCUGAAAUAUGCCGAGGACAAUAUACUGUGGAGUCCUUUCUGUAAACAUGAGCUGGAAAAUGCCGUGGCCGUGGAGCAUUUGGAGCUUCAGGAGCAGCAGUCUGACCGCAAGGAGCUGGAGGAGACUCUGGAUAAGUUAGAGGAACACAAAGAUCAGCUGAUUGUGCAAAUUAAAGCGACCAGACAGCUCUGCUACGAAGAGAGUCAGCAGAUCCUGUCUCUGCAGUCGGAGGAGGUGAAGAAGGAGGGCCAGGUGGAGGAGUAUGAGAGGGAACUUGCCAGAGCCAGGUGGAGGCUGAAGAAGCUCAGAGAGGAGGUGAAGCAGGCCAAGAGGAAGGUGGAGGAGGCUGGGGAGAGGGACACUCCUCUGCAGGACUCCAUCAGACAGUCCUAUGAAGAGAUCCUGCAGGAGGAGAACACCCUGUGUUCUCUGUCAGGAGGUGCAGUCACUCCAGAGAGCCAGCUGGAGGAGUCGACAUCUCCUGCAGACACCACUGAGGAUGAUCCGCUUCCUAUGAAGCCGUGGGGAAGGAGCCAAUCACUGCCCGCCUAUGCUGACCUGAUUAUGAGGGCCAGUGGCUCGUCCUUCAGCAAUAACCUCGUCGGUACCAGAGAAGAAGCUGACGACAGUGGGACCAGCUCAACAAAGAUGGACAGAUCUGACAUCGAGGAUUACCCAGAGGAGGGGGAGACAUUCGAUGAAGAGGAAAAAGAGAGGGAGAAGGAGGAGUCCGAUGUAAACCCAAACCCUGUCAGCCAGCUGGACUUCUACCAGGCCGACCCCUUCGCUCACCUCCCGCAGCCUGACCAUGACCUCUUCAAUGAAGAUCUCUUCCCCAAAACGGACUCAUCCGAUGGAUUUGCUUCAGAUCCUUUUAAAGGCAGCGACCCUUUCGCCGCAGACGUUUUGUUCCCUGAGGGGAAUGCCAGCGCUGAUGAAGGGGCAGGAAACGGCGGCGAAGAGGCGGACACCAGUCUGUCCUGCGCUGAAAACAAGGCCUCAACGGGAACUCAGUGCUUCGAGUCCGAGUUCCCCGACGAAGACAGCGACAUCGAGAUCAGCUACAGCCGAGAGGACCUGGACGCCAUCGCUGUGGCCGACGAUCCUCGGGGAUUCAAACCGAUUCAGAGCUCGUCAGAGGAGCUGGGGCCAGAGCCCAUACAGGGCUGGAGGUCUCAGGGUCAGUACUCUGUGGAGUCAGACCCUAAUGGGUAUGAGCUGGACCUCAGUGCUGUGUCCCCUCCCUCUGACAUUGAAGAACAGAGCCUGGGAUCUCUAGCUGGAGAGACUAAAACUGAGGCAACAGAAGAUCAGAUACAAGGUCAGAGGUCGGGUGCAGCUCAGGCUGUUCCUGCGCUCAGUGAGCAAGUCUCCCUGGAAGCCGAUUGGGUAACGGGCAACAGAGAGGAAACCCUGUCAUGUGACGUUACCUCCAGCCAGGGGGCAGAAUGGGCAAACAUCAUCAAGGAGGAAACCCGAAACCCUGCGACUCCUCAGAACUCGCUGGACAUGCAGAAUGUUUUCACCCAGCCAGACCCGGAUCAGCAAAGAGAGCUCAGCUUUGAGUACGAACCCUCUAGUCAGUCUUCCUUUGACCCAUAUGGGUUUAAACUCAGCCCAGAACACUCUAGUCAUACCCUCUUGGACCCCGAUGAGGCCGAACUGAGCCCUGCACCCUCUGAAAGUGAUCUGACCUUUGACCCCGAGCCCCCUUCCACACAACCAGACCAGCCGGACUUUGAUCCCUAUGGGUUCGAUGUUACUUCCCCUCAAAUGGAACGAGACUCGGACCCUUACGGCUUUAAGCUCAGUCCUGAGGAGGAGAACCAGGAGGUGCUCGGGUUGUGCCGCAGUGACAGUAGCAAGCAGCAGGAACCACCGAACUAUAGCAACCAGAAAGAACUGGAACCUCAAACCCAUGAAAACCAGGAAGUGCUUGAACAGUGUGGCCUCGAGGAGCAGCUGGAUCUGUGUAACAAUGGAAACCAGGAAGUGCUGGAAACUUUGAGCCCUGAUAACUGGGAGCUGGUGAACAAUGACCUCUCUGAUCCCUGUAGUCGUUCCAACCAGGAGGUGUUGGACCCCUAUCACAAUAUCACCACAGGGGAACUACUUGAACCGUGUACCUAUGACAACCAACAAGUGCUGGAAUCUCACAGCCAUGGCAAUCAGGAGCUGCUGGAUUUUUCUCUUCCUGAAAACCAGGAGGUGCUUGAUUUAGAUAGCCAUGGCAAUCAAGAACUACUGGACUUCAGUUGCAAAGAAAACCAGGAAGUACUAGUUUCAGGCAGCCACAGCAACCAGGAAGUCCACGAUCUCAGUAGCAAUGAAAAUCAGGAACUGGUAGACUUAGGUAGCCAUGAUAACCAGGAAGUGCUGGACCUGUUUAGUCGGGGAGUUUUCCCUGAAGCAAACAAUAACCGGUGUGCUGUGGAACCAGAGCACGAUGCAAGUCCCACCAAUAACAGCUCAGACAGCGAUGUCACAUCAGAAGACCUGCUGGGACUUGAACUCAGUAACACCAGUAUCUGCACUACCAACAAAACAAUCACCAACACCCCUGACACCCGCAACGCAGCGAUCAGAAACACGGCCACGAGCCAGAACUUUGUGACCUCCAACAAUCCUACCGGUCAUAGUCUGCUAGACGGGGAUCUGGGAUCAGUGUUCGGGGCCGGAGGAUACAUCGGGUGUCCAGAUGUGGCUGAUGACCUGGAACCUCUGGAGAGAAGGCAACCAAAACCAAUAGUAGAGCAAGUUCGACCAGUAAGACCAGUGAGGCCUCCUCGACCUUCUCUCAAGGCCAAGGACAAGGCUCAGUCCCAGACUCAGGGCUUUGACCUGAAGUGAUUUCUCACCAACUCAACAUUCAUACGGGGUAACCGUGUCAGCAGGGUUCCCAUGACAACAACAACACAAGAGAUGAAGAGGACGAGGACAGAAGUAAGAAAGCAGUUGAUCCCAUCUAGACAGUGGGGAGUGAAAGCAUGAAUAUAUGGACCUGAAGGGCAAAUCAAUCUGCUGUUAUUAACAGCAAUAAUUAUAGUUUUUAAGUUUGGACUCGUGGAAGAAGAAGAAGAAGAAGAAGGAGAAGAAGAAGAAGAAGACCACACGAUGUGAUCAUUACUCUGAAGUCUCUUUAAAGCGAUUCAUUGAAGUUAGGAUCAAAAUGAGCCUCGUGUUUAAAGAUACCCCCUCAUGUUUUGUCCUCAGAUGAUGCAACACAACUUCUCCUCACUUCACUUUUUAUCAGGACUUCCUGCUCCAAAGUAUCCCCCCCUGUUGUGAUCUAAACCGAGUGUUGGUACACGUGUCAGUGGACUCAAAUGUAAAUAAGUCAUUUACUUGUUUUCAGAUUUAGUGGAUGAAUAGUUUUUAGAUUAGUUUGAAUCAGACGAGCGAUGCAGAGAGGGUUUGGAUGGCUUACAGUGAGUGCGUAUCUGUACCACGGUCAUGGACUUACCUUAAGAGUAAAUCUGUGACUUCUUCUCUGACCACAGCACCGCCGCAAUCACCAGGUGUGAUCAGCGGUACUCUGUUCUGUUUAUAACCACCUCUGAUAGUGACGGAGUCCUGGAGUACACCUGCACACCACUGCCGCCAAGUCCACAUAAACAAGUGACUCCUCCAGUCACGCGUUACAGUCUCUCGUUAAACAAGCGGACCAUCACUUAUGUGAAAUAUCAAAACUGCAUCUCCCACUCCCACGCCAUCUACAGAUCCUUUUAUAAACUACAACCUUUGACCAUCAGCUGGUUUGAAUGUUAGUGCAGGAGACACUGGAAGGGUGAGGUGUGCAAGCAUGACCAAACAGAUUUCAAACACUACUGCCAAUCUCAACAAAGGAAACAGUGAGCAGAGAUUUACUGCUUCUUUAGACACUUGUGUCUUCAGACUACUGUCUGUAAAAACUGGAAACAUGAGUGUUAUUGAAGCCCUAGAUUGGCUUAUUUAUUUAUUUAUUUAUUCUAUUUUAGUUUACAUCACGUCACGGUUGGCGAGGUGCAUUCAUGUUUAUAGAUUUGUUGACUCCUGACUCCUUGGAGGAACUUUCAGUGAAACCACGCUGCACCCAGACUUCUUUCCAGGUCUCCACGGUCGCAGCACUCAAUAAGACAAGCCCGUUGCAUUUCCUGAUGCGUGCUUUCAUCCACGCUGUAACUCA
Molecule: messenger RNA, 4198 nt
Organism: Notolabrus celidotus (New Zealand spotty)
Lineage: Eukaryota; Metazoa; Chordata; Actinopteri; Labriformes; Labridae
Product: dentin sialophosphoprotein-like
Exons: 10
Coding region: 1-2883 (960 amino acids)
Source: RefSeq, a predicted model, not a curated record